UUGUUUAUAAUUGGAUUUGGGAUUCAUUAAUGUCAGUUUUUUUUAUAAAAUUGUUUUUAUUUAUUAAAUUUAAUCUAUUAUGAUUAGGGCAGCAGGAUUUGUUAUAUUUCGUCGUUUACGUGAUGAAAUAGAAUACUUAUUAUUAAAAGCAUCCUACGGUGAUCGCCAUUGGAGCUCACCGAAAGGUCAUGUUGACCCAGGUGAAGAUGAUUAUACUACUGCUGCUCGUGAGACUAGGGAAGAAGCCGGAUAUACCGAGGAUGAUUUGAUAAUAUAUAAAGACAAUCCAAUUUCCCUCAACUACGUGGUUAAAGGCAAACCAAAAGUUGUAGUAUAUUGGUUGGCCGAAUUAAAAAAUCCCACACAAGAAGCCAUAUUAUCUAAUGAACAUACUGAACUAAAAUGGUUGACUAAAGAUGCAGCUAAGGAAAUUGUAGGCUUUAAAGACAAUCAGGAAAUGAUAGACAAAUUUCAUGAAUUUAUAUUGAGCAUGUCUAAUAAAUAGAUAUUAUUUUCAUUCCUAGUUUAUGUUUUAUCAAAUUAGAUAAGCUUUAAAAAUAAAUGCCUACAUUCAUAAAAAUGUAAUUUUAUAAAU
Molecule: messenger RNA, 595 nt
Organism: Lucilia cuprina (Australian sheep blowfly)
Lineage: Eukaryota; Metazoa; Arthropoda; Insecta; Diptera; Calliphoridae
Gene: Apf
Product: bis(5'-nucleosyl)-tetraphosphatase [asymmetrical]
Exons: 2
Coding region: 80-505 (141 amino acids)
Biological process (GO): AMP biosynthetic process; ATP biosynthetic process
Molecular function (GO): bis(5'-nucleosyl)-tetraphosphatase (asymmetrical) activity
Source: RefSeq, a predicted model, not a curated record